CUUGGGUGUCACCUUCCGUCAGGCGUCUCUUGCGAGGCGUGGAAAAUGAAGGACAAUGGAAUUCAUCAACGACGCAAUCGACUGACCUUCUUGGCCUCAUCACUCGUGGGGAGGACUGAGUGGAUACAGUAAGGGACACACAGUUAUAUUAUAUAUAUUAAAGAUGGAGACUCCCUGGAUUGAUGCUUGGAUUCGGUGGGAGCGAGAUUCCAAAGAAGUGGUAGCUGAAGACGAAGACGAAGACGAAGAGCAAGGGGAGCCUUUGCCUCCCACGGAACAGUUUUCGUUUUCGUAUCAGUUGCCGGGCAAUAAUGAUGACAUUGUCUUGGAAUUGAAGGGCUUCCCCUCCGAAUCAGAGCAAAUUUGGAACUCUACCGGUCUCACGCUAUGGCCAUGUUCCCACUAUCUCUGUGAAUACCUGUUGGAACAUCAUGCCACUCUUUUACAGCCACCGCCACCAAGCCAAGAAACAUGCACGGAAUCAAGUCAACAACCGCCACAACAGCAAGUGGUGCUGGAAUUGGGGUCCGGAUUGGGGCGUUGUGGAUUGUUGGCCUAUCAUUUGUUAUUGUUGAGAAACAACAAGACUGCAGAUGAAUGCCACUGUAGUACCCACGUGUAUCUCACGGAUGGGGAUACCGAUACCCUCAAACAAUUGAGGGACAAUGUGCAACACAACACCAAACAACCUGCCAACAAACAUACAAAUAAUGACACAACAACAAUAUCAACCAACACUACAAUUUCCUGUCAUCAACUCCUCUGGGGAACGGAGACUACCAAAGAAUUUUGCCAAGCACACAAGAAUGUGAUUCUUACAGAUGACAGUGAUAAUAAUCAAGGAAGCAACAACAUUCGCCUGGUUUUGGGAUCCGAUCUCAUCUAUGUCCCACAAGUCAUCCAACCACUCUUUGAAACAGUUAAGGUAUUGCUUUCGCAUACUCAUGACAAUGACAACACUGCUGCCAGAUUCCUCAUGGCACAUUCCAAUAGACGACAAGGAUCUUCCGUGACAUUGGAAAUGGUGCUGGAAGGAGCCACCAACGCAGGAUUGUCCCACGAAAUUGUCAUGGAAUCGCCGCCUCAAGAGGGGAUCUAGUCAUUGCGUUUCGAAAAAGAAAACAACAACCUGAGCGGACAAGGUGGGUAGUACAACGAAACCCAAAUCAAGCUACAAGGUACAUUAUAAUAACCUCUGUGGAGCAAUGUACAGUAGGAGAAAGAAGCUGCGGUUUCACACGUCGUGAUUACUUGUUUUACCACUGUAUCAAACUUUUGAGCAAGAAGCGCUGGUACGAUACCCAUAUGCAGUUUUGCUUUCUAAAGAACUCCUUAUAAGGAGAUUCCUUCCCUCAUGGACCUGCUACAUGAGGUACAUGAGUGUCUUAGCAGGCAGUCUCAGAGGAAAAACCAAGAGCACUUAUCAUCUUGGUCCACAAUGGAAGAAUCGAAUCGACAAAUAAUUAUGUUUCGCAUUCUGAGUUGCUUUUUAGCGCACUCUCUUUAUGCUUGCUGUUGCUGUUUGGUGAGCCACGCAUGCAGAAUCUGUAAAAGUUCAGGAUCCAAUGGUUGCUUGCC
Messenger RNA from Seminavis robusta, 1578 nucleotides. The record is from the annotation of a GenBank genome assembly. Lineage: Eukaryota; Bacillariophyta; Bacillariophyceae; Naviculales; Naviculaceae.